Halteromyces radiatus is the source of this 1257-nucleotide messenger RNA. RefSeq lists its product as uncharacterized. The transcript has 4 exons. The record is from RefSeq and is a predicted model, not a curated record. Bases 101 to 1252 code for a protein of 383 amino acids. Gene Ontology annotation, cellular component: RNA polymerase II transcription regulator complex. Gene Ontology annotation, molecular function: DNA-binding transcription activator activity, RNA polymerase II-specific; transcription cis-regulatory region binding. NCBI's taxonomy places the organism in Eukaryota, Fungi, Mucoromycota, Mucoromycetes, Mucorales, Cunninghamellaceae.
AAAAUAAACAGGAAAAGGACAACAAAUAAAAAAAAAAAAAUUAUCAGUACUUUUCUUCUUUUUUUUUUCUUUUCUUUUUUUAUUCUCUUACUUAUCAACUAUGAAUGAACCAAACUUUACUAAUCAACAAAACUGGCUUGAUAACUUGACAAUAGAGCCUCAAACUCUCUUAACAAAUGAAGUUGAUAAGAGAAAAUGGGACUCUUUACAAGAUUUUCCAAAUGCUAUCACUAAACAUUUUCAUAGUGGAAGUGAUAAUGAUACACUUUUACAGACAAACAAACAAACUGAUGAUGAAUCAAACCUGUCACCUAGUGAACUACAAAGGAAACGAAAGGAACAAAACCGAAUAGCACAACGAGCAUUUAGGGAACGAAAAGAACGCUAUGUCAAGGAAUUAGAAGAAAAAGUGGCUCAAUUGGAAAAGGACCGUAUCAACGAAAUGAAGACUUUACAAGACGAAAAUAAACUAUUACAUCAACGUGUAAAAGAAAUGGAAACCGAAAUUUAUACUCUUAAAGGUGCCGAACGAGCUUUCGAACGAUCUAUUCAAAAGUUACGAGAAGCUGGUAUUCAGUUACCAGUAGAUACAACAACUGAUUCCGGGCAUUUACCUACUAGUCCACCAGUGGAUUCAAAUGAAGCACCAUCACCUUUUGAUCCUUCUUCUUCUAUAACAACAACUUCAUCAGCAAUAGUAACAACACCAACCAACAAUCAAUGGCAUUCUUCUCCAUUUAUGGACUCAUCUCCUUAUUCAGCAUCUUCCUCUUCCAUGACACCAUCAUCACCUUUAUAUGAUCUAUCAAAUGAACGAGUAUAUGAUGAUCAUCAACAAAAUAACAACAAUAACAGCAAUGAUGAUAACAGCAGUAAUGACAACAUUCAACUUGAUCAUCCUUCUCUAACAACAUAUUUGCCUCCUCACAUAUCAGAAACAACAACAACAAAUCUGCAUGAUCAGCAUCAAGAAAUAAUGGGCUUUGCACAAAAUGAAACUGGUCGAUUCAACCAUCAAGUCGACCCUCGAAUUGAACAAGGCGCAAAAACCAUACCAUGUGACCGAAUGUGGGAAACGCUACAAGAACAUCCGAAUAUUGAUAUGUUUGAUAUGGAUACAUUAUGUGUGGAACUUCAAAAAAAGGCAAGAUGCUCUGGCUCUGGUGCGGUGAUCUUGGAAGAAGAUUUUAUCGAUGUACUGAAACAACAUGAAGAUUCUCUCAAGGAUAAUACAAAAAAAAAUGUAGUUUAGUUUAG